Molecule: messenger RNA, 2799 nt
Organism: Westerdykella ornata
Lineage: Eukaryota; Fungi; Ascomycota; Dothideomycetes; Pleosporales; Sporormiaceae
Product: ARM repeat-containing protein
Exons: 3
Coding region: 1-2799 (932 amino acids)
Biological process (GO): mitotic spindle organization; establishment or maintenance of microtubule cytoskeleton polarity; microtubule polymerization
Cellular component (GO): spindle pole; spindle pole body; kinetochore
Molecular function (GO): microtubule plus end polymerase activity; microtubule plus-end binding
Source: RefSeq, a predicted model, not a curated record
AUGGCCGACCAAGAAGAGGACUUCAGCUCGCUCCCGCUCCCAGACCGAUUCGUCCACAAGAACUGGAAAGUCCGGAAAGAAGGCUACGAGGCCGCCGCGAAGGAGUUUAGCUUAGCCGCCAGCGAGUCGGACCCCGUCGUCCGCCAGUUCAUACAGGAUGCAAGCAUAUGGAAGGGCGUGGUGGGCGAUUCGAAUGUCGCGGCACAACAAGAAGGUUUGGGAGCACUAUGCGCCUUCCUCGACAUUGCGGGUACCCAAGGCUGUACGAGGACGCGAAACAUAACAAUCGCCACGAUCGCUGAGAAGGGCCUACCGUCCACGAGGCCAGCGGCAAAACAGAAGGCACUGGAAGCGCUUAUGCUAUACAUUGAACUGGACAAGGCAGAGCCCGUCAUCGAAGAACUCCUCCCCAUACUGUCGCACAAGCAGCCCAAGGUUAUCGCGGCGACGCUAGACGCGCUCACUCAGAUCUAUCACGCUUUCGGUUGCAAGACAAUAGAGCCAAAACCGGUCCUCAAAGCCCUUCCCAAGGUGUACGGUCAUGCGGAUAAGAACGUGCGAGCCAAAGCCCAGGAGCUGACAGUCGAGUUUUACCGAUGGCUAAAGGAUGCGAUGAAACCUCUGUUUUGGAAUGACCUCAAACCCGUACAGCAGCAGGACUUGGACAAACUCUUUGAAAAAGUGAAGGAUGAGCCGCCACCAAAGCAGGAAAGGCUGUUGCGGUCUCAACAGGCCGCAAGGGAAACAGCAGCUGCAGCGGGCGGUGGAGAAGAAGAGUAUGGAGAGGAAGAGGAGGAUGCAGGCAUCGAUCUCGAGCCAGAACAUGAGGCUGUUGACGUUUUCCCAUUGUUGCCCAAAGACUGGAGCGAAAGGCUAGCCUCCUCAAAAUGGAAGGACCGGAAGGAGGCGCUAGAUGACGUACACAAAGCGUUAAACCACCCAAAGAUUGCCGAAGGACCCUUCGAUGAGCUUGUUAGGGGGUUCGCGAAAAGCAUGAAAGACGCCAAUAUUGCCGUUGUAACGACUGCGGCUAACUGCACUGAGCUCUUAGCUAAGGGCCUCCGGAAGGGUUUCGCCAAGUACCGUUCCACGAUUAUGAAUCCCAUGAUGGAGCGGCUGAAGGAGAAGAAGCAAUCAGUGUCUGAUGCGAUAGGGGCUGCCUUGGACGCUGUGUUUGCAUCCACUAGUCUUCAAGAAUGCCAAGAGGAGAUUCUCGAGUUCCUCAAGCACAAGAAUCCGCAGGUCAAGCUCGAAUCGACACGGUUCCUCAUUCGUUGCCUGAAGACGACCAGAGAGGCACCCUCACCCCCUGAAGUCAAGACGAUCUCCGAGGCGGCCACGAAACUGCUCACGGAAUCGCAGGAGGUGCAGCGGUCAGCUGGUGCGGAGGUUUUGGGUACGCUAUGGAAGAUCAUGGGAGACCGCAUCAUGAACGCCCACCUGGACGGUCUUGACGAUAUCCGCAAGAAUAAGAUCAAGGAAUACUACGACGCCGCAGAAGUCAAAGCCAAAUACAAGCCUAAAGCAGCAGCACCUCCGCCGAAACCCGCGGCGGCUCCUGCAGGGAAGAAACCCAUGCCAGGCAGACGGCCGGCGCCAGGAGGAGUGAAGAAGGCAGCGGCGCCCCCGGCAGCAGCAGCACCACCACCUCAGGAAGAGCCCGCUGCCCCUGUAGCCCCCAAACCCACCGCCCGCCCCGGAGCCUCCAAACUGGCAGCCCCGAAAUCCGGCCUUGCGGCGCCCUCACGUCUAGGGGGUCUCAAAAAGCCCGGCGCUGGUAUUCCCGCUCCCACAGGCUCUCCUCGCCGGCCAGCAGCUGCAGCACCUCCGCCACCUGUCUCUCCACCCCCGGAAGAAGAGCCUGCUCCCCCACCACAACCCAAAUUCGGCCCGGGACGCGGUCUUGCUGGGCGUCCUCUAGGAAAACCUGUCGCGGAACCAGCUCCUGCGCCGGCGGCACCCGUCCAGAACCCCUCUAGCCUGUCGCUUGUCGAACGCGCCGAACUCGACGAACUUCGCGCGGAGGUCGAACACUUGCGGCGCGCGAACGAGGAGCUGCGCUCGGAACGAACUAAACUUACGAGCCAGAUCCACGAGCUGCAGAAUCAGAAUGCGCAGCUGAUUGAGGAUCAUACGCGGGACGUGUUGUCCAUCAAGGCGAAGGAGACGCAGCUGGUGCGGGCGAGAAGCGACUACGAGGCAGCGGAGCAGACAGUGCAGAACCAGCGGAGGGAGGUGGAGAGGCUGAAGCGCGAGUUGAGCAGGCAGGUUCGGGCGAGCAGUCCGCCGCCGAGGGAUCUGAGUGAGCAUCUGUAUGGGGAUGCAGGCUAUGGGGCGCCUGUCGCUGGUGGAUAUGGCAGAAGUGUUGGGGUUGGGAGGGACAGGGGAGGAGGGUAUGGUGCUCAGCCGCUGAGUCCCGGCGCUGACGGUAAGGAGAAUUUCGACAGGCCCACGAGCGGCAGUUUGAGCGGGAAGCUGAGUCCGCUGCGUGGAGGGCCGGGAUCGAGACAGUCGAGCAGUAUGUCAAGUCGUGGUGGGGGCGCGGGGUCGCCUUCAGAGGGGCUGGGGGCGAGUGGUGGUUAUGGCAGUGGGAUUGGGAUUGGGAGUGCGGGUGGAUUUGGCGGGGAGAGGGAACGGUUUGGGGGAAGUGGUGGCAGCAGUGCGGGAUUGGGAUACGGCCAGGCCAGCGCGGGGGCGGAGAGCUGGAAGCGCGCCGCCGAGGUGACGCAGAAUCUCAAGCAGCGGAUUGAGAUGAUGAAGGCGAAACAAGGAAUCGGAAGGCCCCAGCAUCAGAACUAG